Topomyia yanbarensis is the source of this 1135-nucleotide messenger RNA. Its product is annotated as serine protease snake-like. The transcript is spliced from 4 exons. Gene Ontology annotation, molecular function: serine-type endopeptidase activity. The record is from RefSeq and is a predicted model, not a curated record. Bases 42 to 1043 code for a protein of 333 amino acids. NCBI's taxonomy places the organism in Eukaryota, Metazoa, Arthropoda, Insecta, Diptera, Culicidae. Gene Ontology annotation, biological process: proteolysis.
CCUGUCUGAGCAUUCAGUCGAAAACAAACGAUCAACGAAGAAUGAGUACAAUUCGCUACAUUGUGAUAUUCGUCACAUGCUUGCACUGCUUCCAAGGUGUCGUCGGUCAAGCGCAACGAGUUGCCAACAAAAAAUGUGCCGAAUUUAUCCAGCAGAACACGCAGAAAUCCUAUGGAGGUCCUCUGCUGAUAAAUCCACAGGUACAAGAGCUUUCCACCACGAACUGUUCCACGUCCGUCGAUCUGAUCGUGAAUGGCGAAGAAGCAAGUGUCGGUGAAUUCCCUCAUCAGGCACUGCUCGGUUAUCUCAAAGAUGAUUCCACCACCGGAGAGGUGGUGUUUCGCUGCGGAGGAUCCUUAAUCAGUCCCCGAUUUGUGCUAACCGCAGCGCAUUGUGGAAGACCUUCCGUUGUACGACUGGGGGCACAUGUCAUGGACGAGAUUGGAAAUGAGGUGGAUUUCGACGUGGAUGAUUAUGUCAAGCACCCGAAUUAUAGUGUAUCCAGAUCGUAUCAUGAUAUUGCACUGGUUAAGGUAACUGUGGCGGUGAUGUUUUCACAUCUGAUUCGGCCGGCGUGCCUUUGGACAAGCGAACCGCUGAAUGUGACGUCGGUGGUGGCAACCGGUUUCGGAUUAACGGAGUUUGCUGGCAAUGCUUCGAAGGUACUGAUGAAGGUUCGGCUAGACUUGAUGGCCAAUUCGAUAUGUGAGCAAAAAUUCUCUUUACAUAGAAAGUUUGGCGAAGGCAUUCGUGGCGAACAGCUUUGCGUGGGUAGUAAAAAAGGUGGGAAGGAUACCUGCCAGGGUGACUCUGGGGGACCGAUUCAGGUGGUAACUGAUGUGAAAACCUGUGCCUAUUAUAUCGUGGGAAUUACAUCGCUGGGAGGUUCCUGUGGUGCUGGAAGGUCGGAGGCUGUUUAUACACAGGUUGCUAGUUACGUCGGUUGGAUCGAGCAGAAGGUGUGGCCGGAGGAGUAUAGGGAAAUCGGAUCCACGGCUGGAUCGAAGGGAUCGAACCAUCGAAUUGUCUUUCCGAAUGAUUAGUCAUUUGUGGUGGGCAUACUGAAGGAUGCGGGUUCCCCGCACUAUGAGAAAGCUUUGCAAAAUAAAUCGAUCUACAUAUUUGUACAAGUGAA